GAGGCCGCCGCUGCCGCCGCCGGCGCCGUGCGAACAUGGCGGCCGAGAUCCACUCCAGGCCGCAGAGCAGCCGCCCGGUGCUGCUGAGCAAGAUCGAGGGGCACCAGGACGCCGUCACGGCCGCGCUUCUCAUCCCCAAAGAGGACGGCGUCAUCACGGCCAGCGAGGACAGAACCAUCCGAGUGUGGCUGAAAAGAGACAGCGGUCAGUACUGGCCCAGCAUUUACCACACGAUGGCCUCCCCGUGCUCUGCGAUGGCUUACCAUCACGACAGCAGACGGGUGUUUGUGGGCCAGGAUAACGGAGCCGUCAUGGAAUUUCACGUUUCGGAAGAUUUUAAUAAAAUGAACUUUAUCAAGACCUACCCAGCUCAUCAGAACCGAGUGUCUGCGAUCAUCUUCAGCUUGGCUGCGGAGUGGGUGAUCAGCACAGGCCACGACAAGUGUAUCAGCUGGAUGUGCACCCGCAGCGGGAACAUGCUCGGGCGACACUACUUCACCUCCUGGGCUUCGUGUCUGCAAUAUGAUUAUGAUACUCAGUAUGCUUUUGUUGGCGAUUAUUCUGGACAGAUCACCCUGCUGAAGCUCGAGCAGAACUCCUGUUCAGUUAUCACCACCCUCAAAGGACAUGAAGGGAGCAUCGCCUGCCUCUGGUGGGACCCUCUCCAGCGGCUACUCUUCUCGGGAGCCUCUGACAACAGCAUCAUCAUGUGGGACAUCGGAGGAAGGAAAGGUCGCACGCUCUUGCUGCAGGGCCACCAUGACAGGGUGCAGUCCCUGUGUUACCUCCAGCUCACACGGCAGCUCGUCUCCUGUGCCUCGGAUGGCGGAAUUGCAGUGUGGAACAUGGACGUUAGCAGAGAGGAGGUGGUGUCCACAUACUGCUCUUUUCAGGAGACCCGAGUUCUGACUCGUCUGCGCCGCUCACGCGUUGCGGGGCCUCGUUUGGAGGUGUGUGGUCCUUGCGUGUCUGCCUGCUCUUCUGUGAAGUGCGGUCGCCCGGCGACACGCCUUCGAAAGCCGCUUCUGGUUUUUUAGACAGACGUUCUGAUUGUCUCAACAGCCUCGCCGACUUUUCUUUUUACUGAGAAAUAAUCAACGUUUGUCGUUACAUUAGCUUCAGGGGACCAGCCGUGGCUGUUCGGUGUUCCCGCAUAGUGGAACGGUCACCGUGGUGAGUCCAGUCAGCCUCCAGCACCAUGCGGUUCCAAAUCUUGUUUCUUGUGGCGGGAACUUUCAAGAGUCCCCCUCUCGGCGACUUCGACAUGCACAACGCGGUUUCAGCUGCCUGACUGUUCCUCGUGUCCCCAGGACUUGCUUCUUUGACGGCCCGCGGUUUGCACCUUUGACCCCUUUGACCCAUCGCACCCUCCACCACCUCCUCUGGGCACCUGCCAGUCUCUUCUCUCCUCUGUGGGCAGUGCUGCAGUGAGCGGUCUUGACCUUGUCCCUGUGUGGUUGUUCAAUUAUUUAUUCCAGCCAAUCUGAAAAUAGCCCCUGCAGCACAAGGAGAUACGUACAUUCUUAACGCUUUUUAUGGAUGUUGUCACAUGAUUUCCAGGCAGGAUUUCCACCCUUGUGUCCACCAGUGUGGGGGUUAUCUGUCUUUCCCAGCCUGUGAUGUAAAUAGCAGAAGAGCUGACUUUUUGUUGACUCAGAGGAUUGUAGAGUUGAGGGACCGAGGGCUCCGUUUUAACUUCAGAGACUUUUACUGAGCCCCGAGAGGGUGGCCCUGGCGCCUGGAAACAGGCCAAGGGCUCACUGCUACUGCGUCUCUCACGGCCUCCUGCGCCGUGUGAGGUCACCGGCUUGUUCAAGGCGCCGUCCCACAUGCAGCGCAGAGGCCCGCGUGCUGGCCCCCCAGGAUCAUGCGCCGCAGCCCCACCGGACUCCCCACAUGAUUUGUGUCACCUCCCAUUACCCGCGCGUCUCGUUUUCACUGAAUAAACCUGCACUUUUAGCAUGCCACGGAAGACAUAACCCGGGGGGUUCAGUUCACUAAAGCAAGUGGUGACGUGAUGUGACGCAUUUCCGGACCCAGUGGCUGCCAUGCCCUAGACGAAAAGGCUCCUGCCUGCAAGAAGCUUGUAAUCUCGCAAAGGAAGUAGACAGCCCUGUAAAUGAUGAAGGGAAGCCCUAACGUUUGAGGUCGUGACUGCCAGCUUUUCUGGUAACUCUCGGGAGACCAGUCAGGCAGAGGGAAUCUUGACUGUCGGCUUCCUGGCCGAAUGUUUUGGUAAGGCUUAAGGUAACUUGUUGUCAGUCAUCUGUGAAGUUGGCGUAACACCACAUACACUUUCCUUGCAGAGAUUUAUUUUAACUGUGUCUUCCAGUGGCUGCCGUUGUGGGCGUCAAGGGCGGCUAGAAUCCUGCUCGAUUUCUGGACUCUCGGCCUACCAUAUUUCCGUCUUAGUCUGCGAGCACAGGCCACUCAAAGGCUGCGUCCCCGGGUCACGCGGGAGGGCGACGCCCAGGCCAGCGCUGCGGGAGUUUCUUCUAAGAUCCGCCCACUCGGAUCUCAGUCCACUAUUCUUACCCUUGGGAGGUUCUUUUAGGAGAAAUAGUUAACAAAAUAAAGCAGGAUUCCCACCUUCAGGGUCACACGAUUGGGGAGUUCAUCCUACGUCUGGGAAAAGAAAGGACUCAGGACGCUUCCUUUGUACUGGAGUCUCUUUCCAGUUGUUUGUGGAAGAUUCCCCCACAUCGCAUGCAUGCUGGCUGGUUCCGCGUCACGCUCUGCUCGCUCCUCUACGUAGUGGCCAGUGCUGGUGGGGAAGCAGAUUGUGUCAAAAAGAUGCAUUGUUUUUAGUAGUGUCCGUCUGUCUGUCUGUCUCUCUCUCAAACCAGCUGAGUAUAGUGCAAAGGGAAACAGCCCAUAGAUCUAGAAGGUCCUGGCCCUGGAGCUGGGGUUUGUACAGUUCAUGGGGCUUCCCUCGGCACGGGCAUCCAGAAUUAGUCCCAGGUUCUCUCGCCCCCCGCUGCUGGGAAUUCCUUACCGAGUCCCUGGGAAGUGCUGGCCGGGCAGGCUGGAAGCAGAUUUGCCUCCUUGCCAGGUCGUAAUUGUAAUUAGAGGAGCUCCUUUUUGGAAGUGGUCAUGAAACAUAAAUGAGUACGUGAUAAUUAGAGUGAAUCCACUUGAAAAGAGGGCCUUGUUGUAAAGUAGCAGAUCAGAGGCUGGGCCAGUGGGGUGAUUAGCACCACGCAGACCAUCGCAGCAGGUUUAAUAGCCGUGUGGGGGACGAUUCUCGGUGCUCGUCCCUUCUGCUCAGCAUAGGCAGAGGGACAGUAGGUAGGGAGGAGUGACACAGUGCUUGACAAACGUUCUCUUUUGCUCUUCUCAGGAAAGGAAAAAAAAUGUUUUUUCCCUUUAGGGAAUAAGCGUAUAACAGGAUGGUUCAUGAUCGCUCGGAGCACCUCACUUCAUCCUGUUAAAGGAAAGUUAUGGGUGUUUCUUACAAUAAGAUGCUCUGGAAAACCUGUUUAUUUCUGAUUUUGCCUUUUGUUUGUUAUCUAAACUUAUGUAAAGCCCACCUUUCUUCCCUGGAGCCCCUCAGCCUCCAGCUCAGCCUAGUCCUGUUCUUUCCGAAACCCUUAGACAGGACUGUACGUUCCUGAGGGUAAGGGCUCUGGUGUAUUGUGGUCACGUGCGGGGAGCCUCACGUUCAAACAGAGAAGAGCCGUUGGAGAUGCUGUGUAGAUGGCAGCGUCCGAGCUAGGGUCUCCUAGGUCACCGCCUGCACACUCGUCCUGCGUGGCUGCGUCACCACCGGAGCCACAGGAUCCCUGCCCGCAUGGCUCAGGUGAUGCUGCUGCGGGUCCCCUCGGCUUGUGUUGACAAGCAAGUGGACUCAGGCACAGGAAAUCCUGGGCACCCUGCCUGGACGCCUGGGGCGCUGCAGACACCAGGCCCCAUGCCCGGCGCUGCCCACGCCUGGACUCGCACGCUCCUCCCCACCUCAUGGGGUGGGUGCUCCUACUCAGCUCUCGCUGUCGCGCAAAGACACCCUGAGCUUUGUCCCACGUGCAUCUGCUGCCGCGUGCGUCCCAGACCCGAGCCCAGGCUGCGGCACCUGCUUCCCUUCCCUGCAGGCAGACGUCCCCGGGCUGUAGGCGGCAUGACCCGCCGUGUGGCCCAGUUUCUCCCUCAGGGACCUCGUUCCCAAGCAGCGGUCCCCAGCUGCCUUCCCCGUCCUGUGAUCACAGAAGCAGAAGAGGGGAUUCUGCGGCAAGGCGGUCCUCUUUCCCACGUGGGUACACGUCUCUAUCCCCCUUUUCUUCGUGUUCCCUUCUUUCCGGUAUUUCUCUGGUUCUCCAAAGAUCCCUAUCUUCUGUCCAGCCCACUGCGUGCUAUUUGCAGUGCUCCCCGCCCCCAAGAAAGACCUUUGCAGAAAUAUUUCUAGCAACGUAUCUAAAGUAGGAAAUAGGAAAGCCCAUAGUCCUGAAGCAAUAAAAGAAGCAAAACAGGGAAGUAGAGGCACUUGUUCUUAGCCCCAGGGAGUUCCUGCUUGGCCCUUGGAGGCUCACCGUCUUACUGCCUGUUCUAGAAGGAUGGAGGGCAGGGGGUGCAAUGCAACAUCCACGAUUCUCCCGUCACUGUCUCCUCUCAUCAGCUGUAUUUUUCUGGAGUGUUCACUUUCAAGAUCCAGAAAGAGUCAUUUCUUCACAGCCUUUGGUCUAACUGAUAGAAACUCACGUUCUCUACUAUUUUUAUUGCACAUGUAUAAUGACGACUGAUUGAGAUUCAGUGAUGGCUUUGGACAGGUUCAUCUCGUAAUGGGGUACAGUCUGUAAUGGUUUGUCUAAAUAAAUAUUUUCUAAGUUCUUGUUAAA
This is a messenger RNA of Suricata suricatta (meerkat), 4829 nucleotides long. It is a transcript of the gene WDFY1, whose product is annotated as WD repeat and FYVE domain containing 1. NCBI's taxonomy places the organism in Eukaryota, Metazoa, Chordata, Mammalia, Carnivora, Herpestidae. Bases 36 to 1037 code for a protein of 333 amino acids. The transcript is spliced from 9 exons. The record is from RefSeq and is a predicted model, not a curated record. Gene Ontology annotation, molecular function: metal ion binding; protein binding.